AUGGCUCACAAGAGUUUCAUGUUCGAAAACACAUGGUUAACCGAAUUGGGCUUUAAGGAAUUUGUGGAUUACCAUUGGCUAAACUGUGAGCAUUAUGAUAUCAUAGAGAAAAUGGAUGCAUGUGGAGAAGAGAUGUUAAAGUGGAGUAAAAACCACUGUUACAAGGUUAGAAAGGAAAUUGACAGUAUUUGCAAGCAGAUUGAUAGAGCUAGGCAUCAUGUUGUUGAAAGAAAUUUCAAUUAUUUCACAGCGCUCAAACGAAGUUUGAAUUCUCUACUAAUUAAAGAUGACUCAUACUGGAAGCAAGGAGCAAAAGCUCACUGGAAUAAGGAUUGUGAUCUCAACACCCGUUUCUUCCAUAUUACAGCUACAGUGAGGGAAAAAAUCAACACUAUUAAAUCUCUCACGAAGGAAAACGGGGAAGUUACUAGUUCCACUGAAGGGAUGUUUAAAGCAGCUCAUGAUUAUUUUAUAGAUUUAUUUCAAAAGAAGCCAAGCUCUCGCGAUCGGGUCAUACAAGCUAUUGCAACAUCCAUUUCAGAUGAAGGUAAUUUUAUGUUGACAGAUGCUUUCACUAUUGAGGAAUUCAAAUAUGCUAUUUUCCCCAUGCAAGCUGAUAAGAGUCUUGGCCCUUAUGGUUCAAAUCCUGGGUUUUAUCAUCAAUUCUAG
Molecule: messenger RNA, 669 nt
Organism: Vicia villosa (hairy vetch)
Lineage: Eukaryota; Viridiplantae; Streptophyta; Magnoliopsida; Fabales; Fabaceae
Exons: 1
Coding region: 1-669 (222 amino acids)
Source: RefSeq, a predicted model, not a curated record